Messenger RNA from Geodia barretti, 1930 nucleotides. NCBI's taxonomy places the organism in Eukaryota, Metazoa, Porifera, Demospongiae, Tetractinellida, Geodiidae. The record is from the annotation of a GenBank genome assembly.
GAAAUGCGCGCGCAGUUCUCACGGCCGCGCCAGCACGGCUUUUCAAUUAUCUGCAACAUUUUACGCACAGACUACAUGGCGGAGAUUCCAGGACCAGCUGUCGAUGAAGAGGAAUGGAGUGAUGACGAGUUUGAGGGAUAUGUGGACAAUACUGACGGUGAACCACAAUGCAAAGAAACCAAGGAUGUCGAGAGCACUGCAGAAUUGGACGUUGGCAAGGAGUGUGAAGUGAGGGGGAUACCAGAGUAUUCUCAGUUGCCUGGUAUCAAUCAUCAGUGCAGUGAUGCAGUAACUCCACUGGAAAUCUAUAACAUGUUGCUAACAGAUGACAUCCUUGACCAGAUUGUCAAACAGACAAUUCUGUAUGCUGAUCAAUACACCACCAGUCAUCCUGUCCUUCCUCAUUCGAGAGUGCACGGUUGGUCUCGUGAACCAUUCACACGGGAAGAGCUGCAGAAGUUUAUUUCGUUAAUCAUUGUGAUGGGCCUCGUAAACCUUCCAACUCUUGAAGACCACUGGGUGACAACGUGGCCUUACUCGAGUCAGACAUGCUCCAAGGUCCUGAAACGAGACAGAUUCACCCUCAUUCUCAAAUUUUUUCACCUCAACAACAACGCUCACUACAUUCCCAAGGGACAGCCAGGUCAUGAUCCCCUAUACAAGCUCCGCCCCCUCCUCGAUCCCCUCAUUGGCAACUUCCAGGCUGCCUAUACUCUCAACCGAGAGCUGUCAGUCGACGAGGCAAUGGUUGGCUUCAAAGGGAGGCUGUCCUUCCUGCAGUACCUGCCCAGGAAGCCCACCAAGUGGGGGAUGAAGGCUUUCGUCUUAGCUGACAGCUCCAAUGGCUAUGUUUACAACUGGAAAUUGUAUACAGGAAAAGACAAAACUUUGCCACUGGGAGAACAGAGUUACCCGCAUGCGGUAGUUCUAGAUCUACUAAAAGGUUUGGAGCGCAGGGGACAUCAUGUCUAUGUGGACAACUACUACACAAGCCCAGCUCUUUUUUCCGACCUACGAGACCGGGGAUUUGGAGCCUGUGGCACAGUCAGGGCCAAUAAACGUGGGCUACCUAUUGAAAUGAAGGCAACCCUAGAGAAAGGAGCUGUAAUCUCGGCUAAUGUGGACAGGUCCAUGAUGGCACUCAAGUGGAUGGACAAGAGGCCAGUAUUGAUGCUGACAACAAUUCACGACAACUCAAUGACCACCAAGGUUCGUCGAAAGCGUCGCAGGGGGGGAGAGAGGGAGGAGAUCAGGAAACCAGUCGCUGUGGAUCAGUACAACCAGUUCAUGGGUGGGGUGGAUCGCUCAGACCAGCUCCUCUCCUACUAUGGUUUCUCACACAGAACUGUGAAGUGGUGGAGAAGGGCAGCUUUUCACCUGUUAGACAUGGCCAUUGUCAAUUCCUAUGUGCUUUACUCAUCGCUGCACACUGGCAGGAAAUUGACCCACGAGCAGUUUCGCAUUGAGCUAGCCAAGGAGCUACUCCUUCAGGCUUCAGUAAACGUUGCUGAUGAUAUGUCCGCGUGUCAUGGUAGGCUUCAGCGUCCGCUGCCUCCGCAGGCACGACUCACAGAGCGACACUUCCCCAGCCAUCUCCCCUGCACACCGUCUGGAAGGAGGGGACAAAAAGUGUGCGUGGUGUGCAGCAAGAAGAGAGGUCACGGGCGGAAAACGACAAGCUUUAUGUGCAACCAGUGCCAACACCCCAUGUGUAUCAUCCCUUGUUUUGAACUGUACCACACCAAAGUAGACCCAGUUAGAUAUUUGCCAAUUCAGUAGCUAUAUCUUUCAUUAUAUAUAAUAUAGCUAGGUUUGUUUUGUAGAUUAUAGCAGUAUAUGUUGAAUCUAGGGAUUCCAUAAUGGUAGCUACAGGCAUUUGUUGCACAGCCAUAAUACACAAUUAUUAUUUGUCUGUUAACGCGAUUUCUCG